This is a messenger RNA of Oppiella nova, 333 nucleotides long. The record is from the annotation of a GenBank genome assembly. NCBI's taxonomy places the organism in Eukaryota, Metazoa, Arthropoda, Arachnida, Sarcoptiformes, Oppiidae.
AUGUCUCUGAAGUGCAAUCAGAAUGUAUUGAACGCGGGCUGUUGUUUUGUCACGUUUUACACAAGAAGAGCAGCACUUGAGGCUCAAAACGCAUUACACAAUAUCAGGACUCUUCCAUCGGCUCAAAACGCAUUACACAAUAUCAGGACUCUUCCAUCGGCGAAAGACCUGAUAGUGGCGGCGGCCGCACAGCUACUAUUGGGUCAAAACCAAUCCGUCAGUGCUAUGAAUAGUGCCAUAAAUUCUUGUGGACAGCACUGCAAUAACUGCAACAUCACUGAUACUAUCAUAAGAGCCACUCAACAAAUCCCGAUAUUUAACCUAUUCUUAUAA